Diospyros lotus (date-plum) is the source of this 1375-nucleotide messenger RNA. Its product is annotated as GDSL esterase/lipase At5g45670-like. The transcript has 5 exons. NCBI's taxonomy places the organism in Eukaryota, Viridiplantae, Streptophyta, Magnoliopsida, Ericales, Ebenaceae. Bases 88 to 1203 code for a protein of 371 amino acids. Gene Ontology annotation, molecular function: hydrolase activity, acting on ester bonds. The record is from RefSeq and is a predicted model, not a curated record.
UUCCUUCAUGGUAAUUCAUUCCCGCUCUUCUUCUUCUUCUUCUACCUUUUGUUUUAGUUACUUAUAUUAUUACUAAUUCUUGGGGAAAUGGGUGGCGGCGAGGUGGUUAUGAGGAAAUGGGUCGCGGUGUGGGCGGCGGUGGCGAUGGCGCUGCAAAUGAGGUGGUGGGGGAUGGCGAAGGGGGAGCCGCAGGUGCCAUGCUACUUUAUAUUUGGGGAUUCAUUGGUGGACAAUGGCAAUAACAAUGAUAUCACAUCGUUGGCAAAAGCCAAUUACUUGCCCUACGGAAUCGACUUCGCUGAUGGCCCUACUGGAAGGUUUUCCAAUGGCAAGACCACCGUUGAUGUCAUUGCUGAGCUCUUGGGGUUUGAUGAUUACAUUCCUCCCUAUGCAACUGCAAGAGGCCAAGACAUUCUGAAAGGAGUCAACUAUGCAUCCGCAGCUGCCGGAAUCAGAGACGAAACAGGCCGCCAAUUGGGUGGCCGGACUAGUAUGAGUGGGCAGGUGAAUAAUUACAAAAAUACAGUAUCCCAAGUGGUGGACAUACUAGGGAAUGAGGACUCAGCUGCUAAUUAUCUGAGCAAAUGCGUCUACUCCGUGGGAUUAGGCAGCAACGAUUAUCUUAACAACUAUUUCAUGCCUAAUUACUACUCCACUAGCCGGCAAUUUUCGCCGGAACAGUACGCCGACGUUCUUAUUCAACAAUAUGCCGAGCAAAUCAAGGCGUUGUACAACUUUGGAGCAAGGAAAAUGGCGUUGAUCGGAGUGGGCCAGAUCGGUUGCAGCCCAAAUGCGCUGGCCCAAAACAGCCCAGAUGGCUCAUCUUGCAUCCCACGAAUCAACUACGCAAAUCGGCUGUUCAAUGACAGGCUUAAAUCUCUUGUCGACAAUUUGAACACCAAUUUCGGAGAUGCUAAGUUCAUCUACAUCAACGCUUAUGGCAUUUUCCAGGACUUGAUAAAUAAUCCCAGAUCUUUCGGAUUUUCAGUGGUGAAUGCUGGGUGUUGCGGAGUAGGAAGGAACAACGGUCAAAUUACGUGCCUCCCGUUGCAAACUCCAUGCCAAAAUAGGAAUGAGUAUCUAUUUUGGGAUGCAUUUCAUCCUGGUGAAGCAGCAAACAUCAUAGUUGGGAGGAGAUCUUACAACGCUGAGUCCCCAUCAGAUGCUUACCCGUUUGACAUUCGCCACCUCGCUCAACUUUAAAAGACAAAAAGAAAUGUACCAAUUAUGUGUUAUCGCUAAUAUCGUAAUUUUUUUUGGCUUAUUGGUGUCAUUUGUUUUAAGGAAUCGAUCUAAUAAUGUUGUGCUUCAAUGAAGUUCAACUGAAAUAAUGGUGAACCCUAUCCAUUAUGUUUAUUUAUUUGGUUACAUCUCG